AAAAAAAAAAAAAAAAAAGCUUCUUCUCCCCCCUCCAUAAUUUUUUUAAAAAUUAGAAGAACAAAAGCACCAAGGGCAAUCCAGUGCUGGUCCUUGGAAUAUAUAAUUACAUAUAAAAGAAGGAAAUAUGAUUUUUUUUCUCCCCCCCCACCCCCUUCCCUCUUCGCCUCUAGCAUUGCUCCAUCUCACUUCCUUGCCCCAGAUCAGCAAGGGUCUAGUUUACACAUCUUCCUCUGCUUGAGUUAAUUGAAGUUGUGCCUCUUCCUUGCUAAACUUUUUUUCCCCUCUCUCUCUCUCUCUCCCUCUCCCCCAUCUCUGGCUCUGCCAGCCCCCCUCGUCUGAUUACAUCUAGUAAUUCUCCACUGAAUGAACGUCAUUUACAAUAGUAGGGGAGCUCUCGAGCUGGCUGCAGGCUUCACGCUCCAUUUGGUCCUGCAUUCUCCCUUUAAAAUGUUAGUCCACACCUAUUCCGCCAUGGACCGGCACGAUGGAGUCCCCAGCCACAGCUCCAGGCUGUCCCAGCUGGGAUCUGUCUCCCAGGGACCCUACUCCAGCGCCCCUCCGCUGUCUCACACCCCGUCCUCGGAUUUCCAGCCGCCUUACUUCCCACCCCCCUACCAGCCUCUUCCUUACCACCAAAGCCAGGACCCUUACUCCCAUGUCAAUGACCCUUACUCCCUAAACCCUUUGCAUCAACCCCAGCAGCACCCUUGGGGACAAAGGCAGAGGCAAGAGGUGGGAUCAGAAGCCGGUUCACUGCUGCCACAGCCUCGGGCAGCCCUGCCUCAGCUCUCGGGACUGGACCCCAGGCGGGACUACCACUCAGUGCGGCGGCCAGACGUGCUCCUCCACUCGGCUCACCAUGGCCUGGACUCCGGCAUGGGGGACAGCCUCUCUCUGCAUGGCAUCGGACACCCCGGCAUGGAAGAAGUGCAGUCAGUUGAAGAUGCCAAUAACAGCGGUAUGAAUCUAUUGGACCAGUCUGUCAUUAAAAAAGAUUUCCCUACAAAGCCAAACCAAACCACCUGCAACCAAACUUGGACUGUUAUGAUGGGCAUGGACCUUCGCAUCAAACGAAGGGUUCCGGUUCCUCCAAAAUCUGUCACUUCUUUGAUGAUGAAUAAAGAUGGCUUCCUGGGUGGCAUUUCAGUCAAUACUGGAGAGGUGUUUUGCUCAGUACCUGGCCGCUUGUCCUUGCUCAGUUCAACUUCAAAGUAUAAAGUAACGGUGGGAGAAGUUCAAAGACGCCUCUCUCCUCCAGAAUGUCUGAAUGCUUCCCUGCUAGGAGGAGUGCUUAGAAGAGCCAAAUCGAAAAAUGGGGGGAGAUCGUUGAGAGAAAGGCUAGAAAAAAUCGGUUUGAAUUUACCAGCCGGCAGGCGCAAGGCGGCGAAUGUCACUUUACUCACGUCCCUGGUGGAAGGUGAAGCGGUUCAUUUAGCUCGGGACUUUGGGUACAUCUGCGAAACGGAGUUCCCGGCCAAAGCGGUGUCUGAGUACCUGAACAGACAGCACACGGACCCCAGCGAUCUCCACUCCAGGAAAAACAUGCUGCUUGCUACGAAGCAACUUUGUAAAGAAUUUACAGAUCUCUUGGCCCAGGACAGGACGCCCAUUGGUAACAGCAGGCCCACCCCUAUUUUGGAACCAGGCAUUCAGAGCUGCUUGACUCACUUCAGCCUCAUCACCCAUGGCUUUGGGGCUCCAGCCAUCUGCGCUGCCCUCACAGCCCUCCAAAACUACCUGACUGAAGCUCUCAAAGGCAUGGACAAGAUGUUCUUGAACAACAACACUGCUAACAGGCACACAUCUGGGGAAGGACCAGCUUUGCCCGCUUGGCUUAUGAGCUUCUUCAAAGAGGACUAGAUCUCCCUACACAAUAUAUCAGGUACAGAGAAAAACAUCCACAAUUAUGAUACUUUUCUAUAUAUAAUAUAUAUAAUAUAUAUAUAUAUUUGUGUAUAUAUUUCAAGUCAAAGCUGGUUGUUUCAGGAUUCUGGAGGUGCACUUCUUUAAAGAAGCUCAAAGGGAAUAAUGUGAACAAGAUAAAACUGAACUGAAAUCGAGGUGUCAUGUUAUACGGGGGAAAAUGCAGUUUGGUCGAAGGGUUGUGGUGCAAACGCUUGCUCAGGCGCUGGCAUUUGCUGCACGAAGGGCGUUGCUAAAUGCAAUUAAUGGUGUGAGUGUUGGCAUGGGCUGGUUUGCAAGGGAGUGCCAGGAUUAUGGAAAGAUGUUCCUCUCCUGCCAGGUAUGAAGGAUGUUUUGUGGCUGUCGGGUUUAGAACAAAUUCAGCAAGAGAGGACACUCCUCCCGCCCCACUUAUCUCCAAAUAAGUUGUUUGGCAGUAAUUUGGUUAUUGCAGGGUGUGAUAUGAAUAAGCUCUGUUGUUUUUUUUUUUUUAAUGCUUUUCGUUUGGUUUUUGGUGGGGAGAGGGAUGCAUGGUAAAAUCACGCAACAGUUCAGGUCUUGGACACUGUGUUUGUUCGUUAGCGCGGGGGGGGGGUUUCAUGCAUCCCCAAACCUUGUCCCUGCUCCCGUCCUGGCUCCACUGAAGUGAACAGCCCAAGUCCCAGUGACUGCACCGGGGCAGGGUUUCAAUGCAUGCCAGGCACACUUGAGAGAGGAGAAAGGAAAUACCCGAGAGGUGGGGUUUCCUUUGGACAGGAAAUGGCAUUGAGGGCAAAAGGAUCGCCCUCCAGUCUCUCUGACCUCAACAACGUAUUAAAUCCAGAAAACAAGGCGCCCUCUUAGGUAAGGAAGCUAAAUCCUUUUGACCUGGUUUACUCCCAAGAGUCCCUCAGCAGCCAUUGAGAGUAUUAGCCCAGCAGAAUCUGGGCUGAAUUAAUCCUCCUGCCAAAGGAUGUUGUUAACCCGUUCUAAAGAAGUGGUAAACUGAGGCACAGGAUGUGUCAAAGCUCAUGGGCUUACCAGUCAGAGGCAACACGACAGCCCAGCAUACCCAAUAGGUUCAGCAGUCUCCCUAAGGUCGUCUGUUGGUUCCCAGCAGCUGGGACCAAAUCUUUCAUUUCACUGGGACUGUUCUGGUCAGGAAAACCAGCCGGAUUUAGUCCUGGACAACCUCGCCCAGUCCCUGGGCAAGCCAAGUGCCCCCAGUCCCCUUCCCUCCAACAUCUGUCAUAUGAGAUUCAAACGUUGAAUAAAAAUGCAUCCCAGUGACAUGGCUUUAAGGGCAUUUCUUCUGUCUAGUUGGAGACAGUUCUGUUUCUUGAGUACAGCAGAGCUUGGCCCGUAGAAACCGCACACACCGUGAGCGAGUAUAGCUAGAAAAACCUCAAGCCUUCAAGCAACCGAAGCGGGUUUAUGGAAAGGUGUGUGGCUAGUGCUGCUACUUCUGUUGCUUCCUACUUAAUAUUGAUGACCUACAGGAUCAACACCCCCAGCUGUGCAGAGGAACAGGGAGGCACAGUCCCUGGCCCAAAGUGCUUAAGAGUUCAACUUCUGCACACACUCAUGCACACUCCCCCCGAAAGCUCUGCCAGCUCCAUGGCAAAACUCCCUGGCGUUGAGUACGAGCAGGAGCAGUUUCACAGAUUCAAACCCCAGGAAACUCCACGGGAGUCUUUUCAUUGACUUGGCAGCUUUGAAUUAGUCCCUCGGUAGGUUUAUCUACGGGGUGAAGGGAAAGCCUGGGAGCAGCAGCCUGCCCUCCCUGCUCUGGCAAAGAAAAAUCCCCUGGAUUUCAGUGGGAGAGUUCCCUAGCCCAGCAAUGAGGGACAGCUCUCGACCUGCCUGGACAUUUCUAAAUUGCAAAAACAUGGCAUGGAUUUGAAACCUAAUUGAUUUCCCCAUAAUCUAAUAUUUGGCGACUGGUAGCAGGCAUCCAUUACUGAUUAUUAUUAACUUUGUUGAACAAUCUCUCCCCGUAAAUACAUAAUUCAGCCUCCUGCUCUCAAAGUAUGGCUAAAGUAUAACUUAAUUGCAAGGCAUUAUCCAGUCUUUUUGCACUUCCCCAGACUACUUUUGUUGGCUGGGCACCUUUGACGUUUAUCUGAUAAUUGAGUUAUUAAAAGAUUGGGUUUCUUCGGGAUCAUAAAUCAAUAAACAGGAGGAUUAACGUGACAGCUUUGCUUUUAACUCAAGGGAAAUGUUUAAGGAGAGACCUCGAAAAGUUUGUUUUCAAACCAAACAGGUGGGUUGCUGUAAUUUUGAUUUCACUUCACAUGAUUUGAAAAUAUAAUCAGAUAUAGAUGAGCGGCUCAAGUGAAGCCUGUAGCUUCUCUGCUUGUCAUUUCCCCAAAAUUAUUGGGGUAAUAACACGCUUUUCUGCUUGCUAUGACCCUAAAAUGCAAAGGAAACAAGAAGCCAGUAUAUUUGUCCUAAGUUAUGCCUGGGGAAUCUUUAAGGAUGAAAAAUGGGGUUGUAAUGAAGAUGGUCCCACAUCAUGCCAGUAAAAGUUUCCAUUGAACUCAACAUAGAGUUUGAUUUUAAAAUGAGAAGACUAAACUCCCUGACCAGAGAUUAGCUAGAAGGUAAUACCUACCUAUGUGCCUAUACUUGUUGUUUUUUUUUUUUUAAAGAAAUACAUUCAGAAUAAAUUCUAUAACAUAAAUUCCUGGACAUCGUUUGAAGUCAUAAAAUAUCCCCAGAUAUUUAAAAAAGACAACGUUAUUAAUACAUCAGCCUGGUAAUCUUUUCUAAACGGUUUCCCUUAAAGUAUUAGUUUUCACCUUUUAAGCUUACACUGAAAGAAACCAAAAAUCCUCACUUUGACACACUCAUGCUCACGACAGCCUGACACCAACGUGGCCAGAUCUAUAUUUUAAAAAAGCAAUUUUCUGUUACCUUGUGAUCCAGCAAAAGACCCUUUCCGAUUAAACCUACGAAAGGGACACACACAUGGCUGGAAUUUUCUUACCUAAAAGGUAAAAAGCAACGAUUAAAAACCCUCACUUAGAUGGGACUGAAGAGCCUGAAUAUUGUGUGCCAAAUAAAGCUAGCAAAAUAAAUAGCUGUAAAAAAAAACAAAACAAAACAAAAGAAAGACAAAAAAAAAGAAAGAAAAAGAAAAUAAAAACAGAAGUGGUGAAAAUUUACACCAUCUUCCUGUCUAUGCCAAAACUGAUUCCUCUUCACCACCUCCUCUUGAAUAGUCUUACCAUGCAGUGAGAAAUAUCAGUUAGUCGACUCUUCCUAAGAAGAAAUGCGGAGAGGCAUUCAAUGUUGAGUUUGUAUAUAUUUAUUUAUGCUUAAUUUAAUGGGAAUGUGUAAAUAUGGCGAGCAAGUAGUUUUUGGGUUAUUUAUCUGUGAAUCUAUACCUCUGUGAAUGGGUGGGGGAAUUUAAAAAGAAAAAAAAAGCAAAAAGAAAAAAAAAAAAAGCUUGACUCUAGAUAGUAUCCUAUCGGAAUUUUUUUUUUUUCUGUUCUUUAUAGACAAGCUGUUAUGGUAAUGGGUAGAAAUUGGUUUCUUGUCCAGUGAUGACCUGAUUUACAUAAAUAAUAAUAAGAAUAAAAAAAAAAAGAUUGUUGUGUUUUGUUGUAUUUUCCUCUUCAGUUUUUUUGAAUGUUGGUGCUGCUUCAAUUCUGCAGACGGAUUUACUUAUAAACGCCAAGAAGUCUUUAUUUUCCCAAUCUAGGCUUUUGGGGAAAUUCAGGACGUGUCUUUACAUUGAAAAAAAUGACAAUAAAUAUUGCUUCUCAGAAAUGUUGGCAUUUGAUUUCUGUCUGACUCCGAGGUGUCCAUAAUUUUGCCAUCUUGACCUCCUCUUUCUAAACAGAUUUCUAAUAAACCUCAUGUCAUGUUACCGUGA
This is a messenger RNA of Alligator mississippiensis (American alligator), 5764 nucleotides long. RefSeq names its product transcription factor AP-2 beta (gene TFAP2B). Lineage: Eukaryota; Metazoa; Chordata; Crocodylia; Alligatoridae. Gene Ontology annotation, cellular component: nucleus. Bases 367 to 1863 code for a protein of 498 amino acids. Gene Ontology annotation, molecular function: RNA polymerase II transcription regulatory region sequence-specific DNA binding; DNA-binding transcription factor activity, RNA polymerase II-specific. The record is from RefSeq and is a predicted model, not a curated record. The transcript has 10 exons. Gene Ontology annotation, biological process: regulation of transcription by RNA polymerase II; anatomical structure development; regulation of cell population proliferation.